AUGACGUCAUGUGAGGUCGAAGGGAAAGGGAAGGAGUGAAGGCUUUGGGCCUAGGUUUACUAUGUAUCCGGAAUAAUAAGCCAUAACGGGAGCGGCCAGAGAGGACUGUCCGACCGCAGUUACUCAUAUGAAACAUUCAAACACCUUGCAAGAUAUAUUGGUACAUCUUUAAGAAAUGGAGCUCCCAAAUUACAGCCGCCAGCUCUUACUGCAGUUGCAUACUUUGUGUAAAGAACAGCAGUUUUGUGAUUGCACCAUUUUUAUUGGUGCAUUACAUUUUCGGGCUCACAAGCUUGUCCUGGCUGCUGCAAGUUUACUUUUUAAAUCUUUACUGGAAAGUACUGACACUAUUUCAAUUGAUGCCUCUGUUGUCACUUCGGAAGAAUUUUCCCUUCUUUUGGAGAUUCUGUACUCAGGAAAACUUCCUCCUGGGAAGCAUAACCUUACAAAAAUUAUAUCUGUUGCCGAUAGCCUGCAAAUGUUUGAUUUGGCCGUAAGCUGCAAAAACCUUUUAAGCGAAAUCAUGAGCCACUCCACCCAGAGUCAGAAAAUGAAGGAUGUUUCAAUUCAACCUAAACCUGUAACUAAGACUGAAAUCCUCCCAGAACAGGAUUGCGAGGCUCCGCAAAAUGAAACGACAGAUGAAACUGCUACCAUUGAAAAAAUAACCUCCACCAUAUCUGCUGGGUCAGUUAUGAUUUCUGCUACAGAAGAAACAGAAGCUAGCAAUUGCACAAAAACAAAUCUCCUUGCUAAGGAGCCCAAGACACUUAUGGAUUUGAGCUCUAUGGACAAAACGGUUCCUGAGCUUUCUACAGCACUUGUUCAAGCAAGGGAUAGCAUUCAGAAUGUUGUCUCAAAGGUUUCUGAAAAUGAGCUUGUAUCUUCCAGUAUAGUAAAAGUGGACAGUCCUGUGAAUGUAGAUGCAGUGUCCACAUCAGAAAGCUCUGAUAUUUUAUCAAGUUCUGUAGAAGCUGCAACAUUACCAUGUGCACCACCUACUUUAAAAGAUGACAGUCCUCAUUCCAUGGAGGAACAACCUUGUAUAGAAAAAGAGAUUGAUUCUUUUGCAAAAUUAGGUGAUUGUAUAACAGCAUCCACCCCAAGUUCUUCUAACCAAACAGAACAGCAAGAGUUAGAAGACCUGGCAGAACCUUCAGCAAAGAAAAGAAGAUACUCUGAGCAAGAAAACGAAAAAGCUUCUGGUGAGUUGGAUUUUCUUAUGCGUUAUGAAAGUAUCUUCAGUGAAGCUCUGUCAGACCCGCAGAGUGUAUUAGAAAAUUUGAAAAAGUGUCGCCAUCUCAAAGAAAAUGAAAAGCAGGUAGUCAUGGAGUGUUGCCAAGCUGAAGAAGGGAGUUCUACUUUUGCAAAACUUCUCGAAAAAGUUAAGGAUGGCCAGAGCAUCGUGGUGGAGACAGUGCUUGCAUUGCUGAAGUUGUGCCGUCAUACAAAUCCAAGUGUUAAUGAGUUAUUGAGAGAGAAAGACCUGACAGGGAAUGACUCAGAGGUGGAACAUUCAGAUUCUGCCGAUAAAGAAAAGACCUUGUUUGAUCUGUUAGUGGAACAUAGAGAGGAGCUUGUUCAGUGUAUUACGGAGCUUAGUCCUAUUAUUGAGUGCCUGGAUACAGCUGAGGAAGGAUUCCUUACCAAUAUUGAAAAACAGGUGAUUAUUGAUUGUUGUGAGGGUGGAUCCCACAAAGAGACCAUGGACAGACUUUUGAGGAAAGUUUUAGAAACCAAAACAUUGAGCCCGGAUAGCUUGGUGAAGCUUUUACAAGCUGUGAGGGAGGCCUUUCCAGAUCUGCACUCUCUACUGGAACUACUGGAACCGAAUAGCAAACAAUCAACCUCUAAAGUAAUGUUGAGCACAGCUGACUUUGGACUAGAGUUGCUCAGACAGUACCAGGAAAAUUUUUGUGAAGUGGUUACUUCGUCAGAGAUGGUGAUUAGUGAUAUUUCUUCAGCUACCAAUUUAACAGCUUAUGAAAUACAGGUCUUGGAACAAAUUGCAAAAAAGAAUUCAAAUUCCAGGAUUUUCAACACACUGAUUAAUUCUGUGUUAGAUGAUCAAACCUUAACGGUGAUGGCGUGCUGGCAGCUGUUAUUUGCAAUGCAAACCACUAAUGUGUCUCUUAAGUCACUAAUUGAAGAGAUUCGAAAGGAGCCUGGUGCCGAUGCUUUCUUCCUGACGGUAUCCAACAGAGAAAAUGAAGCUGCUGAUAUAUUGGUGCGCCACAGCGACUUAAUCGUAAAAGCACUUGGCCAGAACAACACUCUUGAGUCUGCACUUCCUGAAGAUAAAGCUUUGUCAGAUUUAGUGAAAGAGCUUUUCAAUACACCAGCAGAAAGUGAAGACAACGAUGCGAGUUUCAAGCUCCUGACUUCUGCACUACAGCAAAACAUACCAGUCAUGAAAUUCUGUAAUUUGCUCUUCACUGUCCAGGACUCUGCUCCAGACUUACAACCUGUUAUAAAAGAGCUAGAGCAGCUGGGCUUGCUUAUGGAUGAGAGAUCAAAUAUGCAAGGUAUCAGCAAGUGGAGUGUUGCCAACGAUUUCCAACUAGUAGUUGUUGAAGAGUUUGGUGAAAGAAACGAUGAAGACGAAGAUACUAAAGAUGAUGAAAAUGAAAAUGAAGAGGCAGAGGCCAAGAAAGAGGAGUCUGAAUCAACACAGGAAAAGGAAUCUGCUGGUUCUACUAAAAAGAGAUAUGUCUGCCAGUCAUGUGACAAGAUAUUCCUGUUCCGUUGUCGUCUAGAGGUGCACAUGAAGCGCUGUCGAAUGGCAAAAAGGAAUCCUUUACAAUGCAAGGAUUGUAACGAGGUCCUAACUUCUAGAAAAGAGCUAGAUCAGCAUCGAGAGGAAAUUCAUGGUUUUGCAACGUUUCCUCGAUCAACCAAAGGGAAAAGGAAAUUGCUUGUUACAUGUGAUAUUUGCGGAAAGGAGUUUGCACAUCCGUCAGGAUUACAGUAUCACAAAAGAACAGAGCAUUUUGAUGAGAAGCCAUUCUCCUGUGAAGAAUGUGGUGCAAAAUUUGCUGCCAACUCCACACUUAAGAACCAUUUACGUCUUCACACAGGGGAGAGACCUUUUGUAUGUAAGCACUGUCACAUGACUUUCACCCAGGCAGCUGCACUAUCAUACCAUACCAAGAAGAAGCAUUCUGAAGGAAAGAUGUAUGUGUGCCAGUACUGCGAUGCUGUCUUUGCACAAUCCAUUGAACUGACGCGGCACGUGAGAACCCAUACUGGAGACAAGCCAUAUGUCUGUAGAGAAUGUGGGAAAGGCUUCAGUCAAGCCAAUGGUCUUUCCAUCCACCUGCGUACAUUCCAUAAUAUUGAAGAUCCAUAUGACUGUCAAAAAUGUCGAAUGAGUUUUCCUACUUUGGAGGAGAAUCGACAGCACAUUCAGGUUGUACAUUCCAAGGAAUACCAUCCCUGUCCUACAUGCGAGAAGAUUUUCAGUGCUCCAUCCUUACUUGAGCGCCAUAUUGUAACCCACGUUGGAGGAAAACCCUACAAUUGUGAGAUAUGUGAUAAGGCCUACCAGCAACUUUCAGGCUUGUGGUAUCACAACCGCACACAUCACCCAGAUUUGUUUGCUGCGCAGAACCAUCGAUCUUCCAAAUUCUCUGUCCAGUGUAGUACCUGUGAUCAAUUUUUCUCAAACCCAUCCAUCCUCCAAAAACAUGCAUUACUAGAGCAUGCUGAUGGCAAGCUUUAUGAAUGUGACAAGUGCAAGCAAACAUACCCAUCACCUGCUGCAUUACAAGUGCAUAUCAAAUGUAAACAUUCAGGAUCCCAACCAUUCCAGUGUCUUUAUUGUACCGACUCUUUCCAGUUCCCUGGUGCACUCCAGCAUCAUGUUGCUACUCAACAUUUCAGUGAGACAGAAAGCACAUUUGGCUGUGAACUUUGUGGGGAGCUUUUCACUAAUCAGACUCAGCUGGAGAGACACUAUGAAACUGAACAUCUAACAGAAACAGAGUCUACAGAUGGUCAAGUAGUGCAGGUCAUUCAAGGAGAAGAUCAAGUAUCAUCAACAGAACAAGUGAUUACUUUGGACGAGUCUCAUCUAGCAGGCUCCCAGGUGAUUGUGGCAUUACCAGAUUCUCAAAAUAGCCAAAAUGCUACUGAACUGGUGGCAGUAAGCAUGGAAGAUUUACUGGAUGGCACAGUUACUCUUAUUUGUGGAGACUCUGUUACUGGUGUAACACAAAGAACUCAAAGUUGAAUUGUAUACAGGACACCGAUAUGAAUUUUCCCAACUUUGGAUUUUUUUGCUGGUUGUAAAUUAGGACAGCUUUUAUACCACUUGCAAUAUCAGUUUUAUUUUUGACACUAUAUUUUCUUCCUAGUGUGGUCUGUUUUUUUUUUUUU
Pelobates fuscus (common spadefoot toad) is the source of this 4377-nucleotide messenger RNA. RefSeq names its product zinc finger and BTB domain containing 40 (gene ZBTB40). Gene Ontology annotation, molecular function: DNA-binding transcription factor activity, RNA polymerase II-specific; protein binding. Gene Ontology annotation, cellular component: nucleus. Gene Ontology annotation, biological process: regulation of transcription by RNA polymerase II. Bases 176 to 4231 code for a protein of 1351 amino acids. The transcript has 18 exons. Lineage: Eukaryota; Metazoa; Chordata; Amphibia; Anura; Pelobatidae. The record is from RefSeq and is a predicted model, not a curated record.